CUCUCCUCACCCUCUCAUCCCUUCACUUCCCCUUCUCUUCCUGUCUCUCUUCUUCCUAACAUUCCCUUCUUUCUCCCAGUCUCUUCACUCAACCACAAUGUCUAGAACCUCAGAUAAACCCUCCACUGUUGAAAAAUCCCAUUCAUCUCAAUUGGGUUUUUCUCUAAUCCAAUCAAAUCCACCUCCAUUCCACUCAAAUGAGAGGAGAGGGAGGAGAAAGGCAGCUGAGCCAGGUAGGUUUCUUGGUGUGAGGAGGCGGCCUUGGGGAAGGUAUGCUGCUGAAAUUAGAGACCCUUCAACCAAAGAGAGGCAUUGGCUAGGCACUUUUGACACUGCCCAAGAAGCUGCACUUGCUUAUGACAGGGCUGCUCUUUCAAUGAAAGGCACCCAAGCAAGAACCAAUUUCAUCUACACAGGCAAUCCCUCUUUUGACACCCUCCUGACACCUUUUGACACCUUAAACCCCAGACCACCACCCCCAACCCCACCAUCACAUCCCUUCCUCAUUGGGCCCCAAUCAAAACACCCCAUCGAUCAAACUGGCCCCGGUCAUAGCCAAUCAGGUUUCGCCACGUGUGCCCAAACCCCAUUUGGGUCUUCCACCAAUUCCAACUUCAUGUUCUCUAGUGACUCUGGGUCUGGGUAUUUAAGCAGCAUUGUUCCUGAUAACUGUUUCAAAUCUACACCAAACCCAACACUUCAAAUCAAUGAAAACAGCACCUUUUGGGGAUUAGAUAUUCAGAAUUAUACAAAUGCUACCCACAUUUUCUCUCCUCCCACUACUGAUACUAGUGCUACCACUCAAGUUCAAUGUAGUGGGGCUAGUUCUUCUACGAAUGCCAGCUCCGCCGAUGCGUUCAAUGGCAUUUCAAACACAUCGAACCUGGAAUUUUCACCGUGUCUUGAGGAACUGAAUCAUGGCUUUUGGGCUGAUGAUCCUUCAUGGGAGAUAACUGCUGGCAGCAUUCCAACCACUACAGAUAAUGGUCCUUCCGCGAUCGACGAUUGCUUAAUUGAAGCUCUUAAUCCGCUUAUCCAAAAUCCUGUUUAUGGGUUUACACCACAGGUUUUGGAAUCUUAUUCUCAAUCAGUUACAUCGCUGAAUGAUGUCAAUGAUUUGGGUUACUCACUGUUUUGAGAACUGAUCUGACCUUCUUCACUCGAAGUAUGUCAGUUAGUUAUUGACAGUUAUAAGCAUCGUCUCUCUCUCUCUCUCUCUCUCUCUCUCUCUCUCUCUCUCUCUCUCUCUCUCUCUCUCUCUCUCUCUCUUCUGUUUCACACUACUUCUCCGUAACUGUAAUUCAAAUGGAGGAGCCUUUGGCCAUAUCACAGAAGACCCAACAUCAGAUUUCUCAAAUUGCUUAGACAUCUAAUGGAGUUCUUCAAUGCGAGAGGGAGCCUGCAUUAGCUGAACUUAAGAUGUCAUCUCAUAAGGGCUUCAUGGAGAAGAUUGAAGGCUCACAUAAACGUAUCUACACAUAUAUUAAGAUAAUGUUUGUAUGUUAACAUAAUUUCCUUUGUUUCAAUGUCAUUAAAUGGGGUUUUCCUGUAAUCAUGGUUUACACUAUUAUGAAAAUUAUGGUGUGGCCCACCUGAUAAUCUCUCUUAAAUUACAUUGACCUUUUUCA
Messenger RNA from Magnolia sinica, 1628 nucleotides. Its product is annotated as ethylene-responsive transcription factor FZP. The transcript has 2 exons. Gene Ontology annotation, biological process: regulation of DNA-templated transcription. The record is from RefSeq and is a predicted model, not a curated record. Lineage: Eukaryota; Viridiplantae; Streptophyta; Magnoliopsida; Magnoliales; Magnoliaceae. The coding region runs from base 98 to 1138 and encodes 346 amino acids. Gene Ontology annotation, molecular function: DNA binding; DNA-binding transcription factor activity.